CAGCCAUCCAAUGAUUUGUCCGGAUUUCCAACCCCUACAACCCUGCCACGCCGCUCCGGCCAAGGGUGCGCCUGGUUGCGAGUGCUGACCGACCGUUUCCAUUUUUUCUCCGCAGAUUCAAUCGCAUUUGGACUGGGCCAAGGUCGACCAGAGCCAGAGAGACCAGACUCCGCGUGGGCCGAAGUCCCCAACGUGCCAGCGGACGAGGGCCUGCAGCUUGGCUGCCCACGGCGCCUUUCCCUUUUUUCCCUCACCUCCCGGGCACACACACUCGUCCUGGCUUAUCAUCCCCCGUUCCGACUCUGGGCAGGGCAUGUUGUCAUUCAUAUUAAACCCACCCGCCCCGCCUGUCACGUCUCCCAAUUCCCCCCUCUCGAAUAUAGAUUUGCCUCUUUUUACUCUAGAAUUCAAAAUCUUUUGUCUGGUCCAUUCAUCAGUCAGUCCAUGGUAAACGCGACACCUGCACUACGACGACAAAGCCACGGGGUCCGAGACAGCUGGUGAGGUCUACCCUGCUACUGAUCGCAUCGCCCGCACCUCCCGUUCAGCCAUUCCGCGCCGCCCGCAGCCCGAUACCACCGCCACCACCACUUCUACUCUCAGCAAAAAAAAAAAAAAUUAUACCGCGACGUUUUUUUUUUGUUGUGUAACGGUAUCACUGUGCGAAUGAGAGGAUAUCGAUAGGCUAUUUAUUUUGGUUGUUGAAGGAAGAAAGAACGAAAAGAAGAAGCAAACGAAUUCAGGGGUUAUUUUUUUGUCGACCAAAACACAGACAGCAAGCAAUCAACAAGACCGCGAAAAUGCCAGGAAUUCUGCCUAUGAAGGUCAUCAAGGUGGGCACCAGCUCCCAAAGCCGUAUCGCCCAGGCCUGCGACAGAUGCCGCAGCAAGAAGAUUCGCUGCGAUGGCAUUCGCCCUUGCUGCUCGCAGUGCGCCAAUGUUGGCUUUGAAUGCCGCACCAGCGACAAGCUCAGCCGUCGUGCCUUUCCAAGAGGCUACACCGAGUCGCUCGAGGAGCGCGUCCGCGCCUUGGAGUCGGAGGUUAGGGAGUUGAAGGAUCUGUUGGACGAGAAGGAUGAGAAGAUCGACAUAUUGUCCAAGAUGCACAGCAACCGACGGUCACCGGCGGAAUCACCACAUAGAUCACCACCGCCAACCAGUGUGAGACUGGAGUCUAGCCCACCACCAAGGGAAGAUACCUUCCGUGUUCAGGCCUCGCCGUUGCUGCUCGGUGUUGAGAAUUCGGAUUCGUAUUUCAUGGGCGCGUCGAGCGGGCGGAGCUUCAUUGAAUCAUGCAAGAGGAAGAUGCAGGAGAAUGGCAAGUCGUGUGCCGAUUUCAAUCCAGAAGCGUUUUUGCACAUCCAGGGGUGCUAUCCUCUCGCACAAAAACAACCAUCGCCGCAGAUGAGGGUUCCCCCACGGUUGUUCACCGACCGCUGCGUCAAUGUUUACUUCCAGGAGUGGUCGCCCCUUUUCCCGGUCCUCCACAAGCCGACUUUUCUUCGCGUCUACGAGGAGUUCGUGGCGGACCCGGAUAAGAUCAAGAACAACCACAAGCUUGCGCAGCUGUACUUGGUCUUUGCGAUCGCCGCGCUGUCGAGUGAACAACCAGAUCUCGAGCAGAUCGCGGCGUGUGAGCAGCAGUGGCAGCGGGCCCUCGAGGCGAUUCUCAUGGAUAAUACCAUGGUGACGCUUCAAUGCCUGUUGCUUGCUCUCAUGUACUGCACCAUUCGGGCGGACUACAAGAGGCUCCAGCACUACAAGGGCAUUGCUGUUGGUUUGUCGCACCGGUUGGGACUCCACCAGAGCCAGAAACGGUUCUCGUUUGGUGUCUUGACAAUCGAGACCCGUAAGAAGGUCUUUUGGUCGCUUUAUAUGCUUGAUUGGUAUGCUCAUCUGUCUUUCAAUUCCCUCACAAGCACGUCACUGACCGGUCAUAGCUUCUCUGCUGCCCUGCUCGGCCUCCCCAAGCUCCUCAAGGAAGAGGACAUCCACUGCGAGUUCCCAUCCGACACAGACGACGAAUACGUCACGGAGAAGGGGUUCCAGCCGAGCCUUCCUGGCGAGGCGACCCGUUUGUCCAACGCGCUCGCCCUCUUCCGGGGAUCCCGAGUGCUCGCAAAGGUGCUCGAGAAGAUUUACCCUUCGGCCACGUCGCACGACCUGUCUCUCCAGCAAAUGUCCGCUCUCGAGGCCGAGCUGGACGAGUGGUACAACAACCUGCCCCAGCACCUCAAACUCACCUUCAAGCAGGACAAGCCCUCGACCGACGUGACAGGCAGCCGGUCCCCUAUCCUUGCCCUUGCAUACUAUUACAUCCGAACCCUGAUUUACCGCCCCGCAGUGACGUCUAGCCUGGGGCCCAAGGCGGCUCCGGCGCUGCUGUCGGUCGGCGAGUCGAGCAAGUGCAUUAUUCAGAUUAUUCAGCUGCUCGAGGAGCGGAGCCUGAGCUUUUCGUUUUGCCUGAACAAGUACGACACGCUUAUUCUCUGUGGCAUGGUUUUGCUUUUUCAGACGUUGGACCUCAAGCCGGACAGCAAGGUGUUGAAGGACCACGAGAAGCUGGUCAACGCGGUGAUCAAGGUGGUGGAUAGGGCAAAAGCCCCGGGGUGCUAUGACUUCAAGAGGGUGGCAGGGAUGUUGAUCGCGGUGGAGGAGCCGCCGGCGGUGGUGGUGCCAGCAGCAGCAACGUCGCCCCCGCAGAGUUUGCCGACCCCGCCGAGGCAAAGCCCGGAUUGUGCUGCUGCUCCGCAUCAGUUGGGUCAGCAGCAACACCGAGCUUCACCCGGGGCUGCUCCAUCGCCGACGACGACCACGACGAUCCACAAGACCAUCAACAACAACAGUCAGCGGCACAGCAUGAGCGAGACGGACCUGAGGAUGCAGCAGGAGAAGUUGAGAAGAAUCUCCAUGCCGCAACCGCAACUGCAACAACACAUCCAGCAAGCUCGGGAUUUUUCCUCACGGACCCAAAGGGCGUCGUUUGACGGAGCAAGACCGCCGAAUGUGCCUCUUCUUCAGAGAGAUCAAAGGCUUAGCAUGAGCAGCAGCCAUGCGCACCACCCUCACAACAUGAUGGCACGGAUCUCGACGCCGUCGUCGCCCGUGCAGGCCCGUCCUCCGCCGCAGAGCCUGAUAAGCCAGGCGCAGAUCUUUGCGCAGAUGCAGAAGCACUCUGGGGCCAGCACGUCGGAGUGGCAGGCGCUGCUGACGAGCAUCGAGGGGGAUCAUCUGAAUGUGUAUGAUGCUAUUUAUGGGGGGCCGGGGUUGAGCAUGGCUACUGCUGGAGACGCGAGUCCUGUGAGUGUGAGUGCUACUUCCGUGCCAACCACGGGGGGGUGGUCGCCUGAGAGUUGGGAUGUGACGGGGUUUAAUUUGGGGGAUUUCGGUGGGGGACAAAACGGUGGUGGGCAUGGGACGGCGCAGAGUGUAUUGAGUUUGCCGAGCGAGGAUAGUUUGAGUUGUAGUGAGGCUGAGAUGGGCGGGCCGCCGGGGGGGGGGAUGAGGUUGGAUGGGUUGGGGGAUUUUGGGAGGGGGGGUUUGAUGGGAGGGGGGGGUUGUUCGGUUGCUGGGGAGGGGUAUUUGGUUGAUGGGUUGGAGUUUGGAAUCUGAUAUAUAGGUAUCUUGACUUUUUGACGAGUUUCAAGGGCGUGGAGUAUUGGAGUUGGGUUUGGUAUUUAUUCUCGGUUGGCGGGCGAGGGACCUGGAAUUGGGCUUGGAUACCGACGGUACCGGCUGGAGUUUUCGAUUGUCAUUCAUCAUCGGGUGGUAUUUGGUUCUAUGAUGACAGGUUGCAAAGCUUGCAUUUGUUGGAUCUUUUUCGGUGGGGGGGUGGGGAGAUGGUGGUGUUUAUAUUAACGCUCGCUUUGGUUUUUUUUUUUUUUUUUUUUUUGGAGCGGAUGGAUAUUAUUGUCUUUUUUGAGGAUUCUUGGGGUUUAUAUGGUUCAACAUAUGGUUAUUUUAGUUACAGACGGAUUUCUGGACAGUUGGUAUAGCGGGAUUUUAGCUAUCAAUGAAUGGAGUCAAAAGUAUUCAUACAUAUCCA
Molecule: messenger RNA, 4044 nt
Organism: Podospora bellae-mahoneyi
Lineage: Eukaryota; Fungi; Ascomycota; Sordariomycetes; Sordariales; Podosporaceae
Gene: CAT8
Product: DNA-binding transcription factor cat8
Exons: 4
Coding region: 801-3611 (936 amino acids)
Biological process (GO): regulation of DNA-templated transcription; DNA-templated transcription
Molecular function (GO): zinc ion binding; DNA-binding transcription factor activity, RNA polymerase II-specific; DNA binding
Source: RefSeq, a predicted model, not a curated record